Messenger RNA from Lotus japonicus, 1850 nucleotides. Its product is annotated as E2F transcription factor-like E2FE. NCBI's taxonomy places the organism in Eukaryota, Viridiplantae, Streptophyta, Magnoliopsida, Fabales, Fabaceae. The coding region runs from base 447 to 1598 and encodes 383 amino acids. Gene Ontology annotation, cellular component: RNA polymerase II transcription regulator complex. Gene Ontology annotation, molecular function: RNA polymerase II cis-regulatory region sequence-specific DNA binding; DNA-binding transcription factor activity, RNA polymerase II-specific. Gene Ontology annotation, biological process: regulation of transcription by RNA polymerase II. The transcript is spliced from 10 exons. The record is from RefSeq and is a predicted model, not a curated record.
CUGGACCACUUGUAGAGUAGUCUACCCUAAAACGGCAUUCAUGUUAAUGUUAUUCAUCCAUGAUCCAUGUGUGUGCUUGGAGUUGGAGCUCAAAUAAAUGAAUAAUAAUGAAUUUAAAACCCCUCCAAGAGGAAUGGUGAAAUGCCGUUAGACGCCCUAAUUCCCGCUUAAUCCUGAAACUCUCAUUUUAAACUAAAAAGAAAAAGAAAAAAAGAAAAUCCCUCCAAGUAAAAUAAAAAAACCCUCCAUCUAGAUCUCAAAAAAAAAAAACAAAACAAAACACUCGGCGCUCCUCGACAAUUUUCAAAUUCGUAACCCCGCCAAUUCAUUCACCGUCUCCCUCCUUCACUCUCUCUUUCUUAUAUCUCAUCUCAACGGUCUCUCUCUCUCAUCUUCACUCCCUGUUCGAUUCGAUUCAACCUCCUCCUCCCUCCGCCGUCGAAUCCAUGGCCGCCGCAGCACCGCCGUCAGAUCCCGCCGCCGCAUCUUCCAAGCACCACACCUACAAUCGCAAGCAAAAAUCCCUCGGCCUCUUAUGCACCAAUUUCUUGAGCUUGUACAAUCGAGACAAUAUCCACUUGAUCGGUCUCGACGACGCCGCUUCCAGAUUAGGGGUUGAGAGAAGACGGAUCUACGAUAUAGUCAACGUUUUGGAGAGCAUUGGAGUUCUCUCAAGAAAAGCCAAGAAUCAAUACACCUGGAAAGGCUUUCGCGCAAUUCCCCUCGCUUUGCAGGAGCUCAAGGAUGAGGGUUUAAGGGAGAAAUCUAGUGACUUUGAUGGUGGUAAUGACUCUGGAAAAGUGUCAGAUGAUGAGGAUGACGAGGAAGGAUUUGGGAACCCCAGUACUGGAAGUCAGAAUGAGAAGUCGAUGUCCAAUUCCACUCUUCCCAGAUCUAUGAAAAAUGAUAACCGAAGGGAAAAGUCUCUGGCCCUGCUCACUCAGAAUUUUGUGAAGCUCUUCCUCUGCUCCAACGUGGAAAUGAUCUCCCUUGAUGAUGCGGCGAAAUUGCUUCUUGGGGAUGCCCAUAAUACAUCAAUAAUGAGAACGAAAGUUAGGCGCCUAUAUGAUAUUGCAAAUGUGCUAUCUUCCAUGAGCCUUAUUGAGAAGACACAUACAAAGGACACAAGAAAACCAGCAUUCAGGUGGCUGGGUUUGAAAGGGAGGACAGGGAAUGAAUCAAUUAGCACUUCAAAUCUCAACGAGUCUAGGAAAAGGGCAUUUGGAACUGAUGUCACAAACAUCAGCUUUGCUAGGAAUAGAACAGAUUUAUUCAUGAAUGGAGACUUCGGCCAGAACUCUAAGAAGCAAAAAAUUCUGGAAAAUGAUGGUGUCCUUAGUCAGGCAGAUAAAAGCAAUUUACAACAAGACACCAAACAGACUUAUCAGUUUGGUCCUUUCGCUCCAGCCUACGUAUCCAAAGCUGGAAACUCUGAGAACAGUAAUGUGAAGCAAGUGCAUGACUGGGAGAGUCUGGCAACUGCACACUGCCCUCGGUAUCAAAACCAAGCUUUAAAAGAACUUUUCUCCCAUUACAUGGAAGCAUGGAGAUCGUGGUACUCUGAAGUUGCUGGGAAGAGAUCAAUACAAACUUUGUAGCUUAACUCCAGCAAAGUGAAAUAGUAUUCUUUUCUGAUGGAUGCAUUUUCUCCAUGCGACAGCUUUAAUCACUUCAGCUCUAAGCUACCAUUCACGGAUUUUUUCACCGUGAUGCUUGGCCUAUAUCAGCUUAGGCACUUGUUGCACAUUCUUGUAUUACCUAUAUUUAUGAUAGAGUUUAGUUUCAACCCUUUAUUCAAAGUGAAAUUUAGUGGUUAAUUCCAGUAAUAAAAUUCAAGUGAUGUUUUUCUA